AUGUCCAACCCCUAUCUCCCACUAUCACCCUCUAACUCAGCCGCACCGACGACUCCCUACUCCAUCACCCCCGGUCCAUACGCAACCGCCUCCUCAAGCCAAGAACCCACCACCCGCUCGCGCACACUCUUCUACCUUUCCGUCCGCGAUUCAAAUCCCUUCUCCGAGACAUCUGGACGCAAUGCUUCAAAGAGGGCAGAGAGGCAGUAUGGGCAGCAUAUUAGCCUGGAUGAUGGGGAGGAGGAAGAGGGACUGAUUGGAGGGAGGGAGGGACAUACUGAGGUUGGGAUGAAGGGGCUGCCACCGAAAUGGGUUGACAUCAGUGAAGAAGUAGAGGAGAUCCUCGCUCGUGCCAAGCUGAAAAUCGCUGCGCUGGACAAGCUGCACGCAAAACACGUCUUACCGGGCUUUACGGAUCGUUCAGCAGAAGAGAGGGAAAUCGAAAGGCAGACUGUGGAUAUAACCAAAGAUUUCCGGCGGUGUACUUCACUGACAGGCUCAGUACGGCCCUCACAAGGAGCACCUAGGGUGCAAGUCCUUACGGCGAAGAAUGUGCAACGAGGGUUGGCACAGAAGGUGCAAGAGCUGUCGGGACAGUUCCGGAAGAAGCAGAGGGUGUAUAUGCAAAAGCUUCAAGGACAUGCUAUCAAGAACAAAGACCUGAUGGUAGCCAGCGGGGCGAUCACUUUGAAAGGUAGCGAUGUCUUGGAUGAGCUGCAAGAGGACGAGCAGGCUGUGGGUGCCUGCGUUGUUCAUGGGCCCUGGCUAAUCCGUAUCCAGUCUCAAUCACAACUCCAAUCCCAAUCUAAGUCGCAAGCGGCUAUCUCAAUCGACAUUGACCAACGAUCCUCCGAAAUUAGCCAAAUCGCCUCUUCCAUAUCGGAGCUAGCAGAGCUGUUUCGAGAUUUGGGAAAUAUGGUGGUUGAGCAGGGGACAAUAUUGGAUAGCGUGGAGUACAAUGUGCUGCAGGCUAAUCAGCAGAUCACGGAAGGAUUAGGAGAACUGAAGGUUGCUCAAAAGUAUCAAGCCAGAACAGGAAGACGGAAGUGCAUCUUCUUCCUCAUCUUGUGUAUCUUCGCCCUCAUCCUGAUUCUCAUCUACAAACCACAUUCCGACUCUUCCUCUACGCCUUCACCGACUGCCUCAGCUUCCGGAAGCCGGGGGAUGACAUUCCCUUCACCAUCUAGUGGGACUGUAGACGCUGGCGAUGGGUAUACAGAAGGAGAAGGAGAUGAUGAGAUGGAGGGAAUAGUGCUGCCGAGUGGGGUUGAACGAGUCUCACGGGGCGCUGCUUCGCCGACACUGGCGCGCAGAUCUCGGGAUCGGGCCAAGAGGCCGAUCGAGCAGCUUGAUUAG
Messenger RNA from Cryptococcus wingfieldii CBS 7118, 1356 nucleotides. RefSeq names its product syntaxin 16. NCBI's taxonomy places the organism in Eukaryota, Fungi, Basidiomycota, Tremellomycetes, Tremellales, Cryptococcaceae. Gene Ontology annotation, cellular component: membrane; endomembrane system; SNARE complex. The coding region runs from base 1 to 1356 and encodes 451 amino acids. Gene Ontology annotation, biological process: vesicle-mediated transport; vesicle fusion; intracellular protein transport. The transcript has 6 exons. The record is from RefSeq and is a predicted model, not a curated record. Gene Ontology annotation, molecular function: SNAP receptor activity; SNARE binding.